AUGUCAAUGGUCACACAUGAGAUCGAUCCGUUUGCAGAUACAAUUGUUAUCCUUAAGAAUCCUUGCAAGAACUUCGCCCCGUGGGACGAGACGCUCGUAUCCUCUCAAAUUGAGGUUCCUGAGCCGGAAGAGAAACAGCUCAUAAAUGCUCAGACCAUUGAACUAGCCGAACCCGCCUCAGGGCCGACCCAGUCGGAAGAUGAUGAGAUUCACUAUCUCGUCUCAUCUCGCCACUUAAUGCUAGCUUCACCAUGGUUUAGGCGCACAUUAACAAAAGAAGAGUUUGUUGAAUCUUCGAAAAAUGCAUCAGACGGACGGUAUCACAUCCAAGCCAACGAUUGGGACGAAGAAGCUCUCCUCAUUCUUCUCAACAUUUUCCAUGUCCGAACACGCCAAGUUCCGGCUGCUGUAAGCUUGGAGAUGCUCGCAAAGAUCGCAGUUCUUGUCGAUUACUACGAGCUCGAAAACGCAGAGGUGAUGGAGCGUGAUGUCAGGGACUGGACUGCCAAUGUGAGGCGUAGUGUCGCGAUCCCAUCUUCUUACUGCCGAGACCUGAUGCUGUGGAUCUGCAUCUCUCGGGUAUUCCAUAUGAGCGAAGAAUUCGAGAAAGCGACAGCUGUGGCGAUAAAAGGAAGUGAAGGGUGGAUUCAAACCUUAGAUCUGCCGAUCCACCAGGAAAUUACAUCUAGUAUCGACUGCAGUCGAUGCAAUGCGCUUGAGCACGUUGUCUCUGAAUUGCACCGCUUACUUGGGGUCUAUCGAGACUUCAACUAUUGCUGCCCCCAUAAUCCAUCUUACUCUUUUCAAUGUGGAGCUUUUCUCUUUGGCGCGUUGAUGAAAUAUAUGGAAAGAUGGGGUUGUCUCUGGCCCCGGCCAGAGAAUCCUUUUAUGGGAAUCAGCCUCAAUAAAAUAUGCAAUAGGAGUGGAAUGACAAAGAAUACGAAAUGGUGGGUCAAAAGCGACUGUUACGACUACUACAGAAGACAUGACCACGAGAAGUUUGAGGUUCACUCGUGCAGUCUAAAUGUCAAAAUUGAUGAAGUAGUCCAGGAUACAAUGGCUAAAGUGAGAGGAUUGAAAUUGCAGGACUUCAGGGAUAACAGCCAAGUUUCGUUUCAAAACUGA
Molecule: messenger RNA, 1125 nt
Organism: Exserohilum turcica Et28A
Lineage: Eukaryota; Fungi; Ascomycota; Dothideomycetes; Pleosporales; Pleosporaceae
Exons: 3
Coding region: 1-1125 (374 amino acids)
Source: RefSeq, a predicted model, not a curated record